Megalopta genalis is the source of this 1091-nucleotide messenger RNA. It is a transcript of the gene Vti1b, whose product is annotated as Vesicle transport through interaction with t-SNAREs 1b. The record is from RefSeq and is a predicted model, not a curated record. Gene Ontology annotation, cellular component: ER to Golgi transport vesicle membrane; late endosome membrane; SNARE complex. Gene Ontology annotation, biological process: retrograde transport, endosome to Golgi; regulation of protein localization to plasma membrane; vesicle fusion with Golgi apparatus. NCBI's taxonomy places the organism in Eukaryota, Metazoa, Arthropoda, Insecta, Hymenoptera, Halictidae. Gene Ontology annotation, molecular function: SNAP receptor activity; SNARE binding.
GACGAAUUUUAGGUCCCUCAUCAAGGGCCCUUACAUGCAGAGUAGCCUCAUGUAGAAUGGCCCGAAAUUGUUUCGCAAUUCGAAAAUUGGGGGUUCCUGAGAUCAUUUGAAGUAACAUUUUCCUUAGCGAAUAUGCAAUCCGCGGCAUUGUUUAUGAGUUAUCAACGAAUAACGUUGACCAAUAAAAGGUGAGCUCGGCUAGUGCGAGGCGGCCCAAUGAACGGUUGCACGAAGUCCAGUUCCGCUUAUUGGCGUUAUGUAAACCGCCAAAAGAUUCCAUGAAUGGGAUUUAGAGUUAGAGUGUGCAUUUUGACAACAAUAAUGUAUUGAGUAUUGAGUCAUUUUCUGCGGUUACAAUCAAUGGAAAAUUGUGUCCUGAUCAGAAACGCAUAGAAAUACUAGUUACACAUUAGAAAAAAGUAAGCGUUGCUAACCGCAACUAAUAACAUUGUAUAAAUAAAUAAACUGUCAUCGCUACUGUCAAGACGUUGAUAAAUCUUAUCAUCUUCUCCGAUUUAACGAAAAAGUUAAUGAAAGCGAAUUCAUUGAAAUUAUGAUGGAUUUUGAUAUUUGAAUGAUUUUGUUCUGUUGUAAAUCAAAUUUAUUAAUAUUGUCACAAUGAAUUUUGGAGUCAACUGGGAAGAGGAACAUCGCCGUACAUUGCUAAUAAGCAAUGCAGCAUUGGAAUCCUCGACGCAAUCAAUUGCUAGAUCUCAAGCAGUUGCAGUCGAAAGUGAAAAUAUAGCAACUGAAGUAAUAUCUGAGUUGAGUGAACAAAGAGAAAGAUUAUUGAGAGCAAAAAGGAGAUUAUCAGAAACAGAUGAAGAAUUGAAUAAAACCAAAAGAAUAUUAAACAUUAUGCGAAGGCGUGUGUUAAUGAACAAGUUUGUAUUAAUUCUAAUAAUAUUGUUGGAAAUAACUAUCCUCGGUAUUACAGUAUAUUUAAAAUUUUUUCAUUCAUAAUAUAAUGUAUUAAGUAUUCCAAGUAUUGUAUUUGUACAUUGUGUGUAUAUACAUAUAUUUCAAAUUUUAUUAUUAAAAUGUCGCAAGGAAUUGUAUAUAUUGAUACAAUAAAGUAAUUCUUAGGUCCA